Messenger RNA from Prorocentrum cordatum, 423 nucleotides. The record is from the annotation of a GenBank genome assembly. Lineage: Eukaryota; Dinophyceae; Prorocentrales; Prorocentraceae.
GUCGUGCGCUUUGUCGCGGACGACGCGGCGGGCGGGGAUCAGCACGCGGAGGCCUCCGCGGCGAGGCGGGAGCCUUCGCCGGCCCCCGCGGAGAUGGCUCCGUGCAGCCGCGCUCCCAGGCGGACGACCGCCCCUCGCCCAGAGGCCUGGGGCGGCCCUUCGGAGGCGUCCUCCCUUGCAGGCUCUGGCUGCUCGCACGGGAGCCCCUCCACCGAGUCGGACGAGGACAGCGACGCGGGGGAGGUCGCCGAGGAGAGCGUGUUUGCGAAGGCGGCCCAGAGGCGGCGCACGCGGCGCAGCGUGACUGCCAACCACGGGUCCGGCCUUCCCGCGCACACCCUGCCAGCGAUGGCCACGUCCAGGCUCCUCGCACGGCGUCGAGGGUUUCUCGAUGCCGUGACGGGCGGUGCCCAGACAGCCUAG